Molecule: messenger RNA, 1648 nt
Organism: Dalotia coriaria
Lineage: Eukaryota; Metazoa; Arthropoda; Insecta; Coleoptera; Staphylinidae
Product: B-cell CLL/lymphoma 6 member B protein-like
Exons: 3
Coding region: 413-1306 (297 amino acids)
Biological process (GO): regulation of transcription by RNA polymerase II
Cellular component (GO): nucleus
Molecular function (GO): protein binding
Source: RefSeq, a predicted model, not a curated record
CCGGUGCGCGCGGUUUGAUGAGGCGCUGAGCGCAGCCGGCGCGCACGCGAUUGCGACACGCGGCAGGGGCGCGCGCGCGCAAUCAAUGCCACCGAGGAGUUAUUUUUGCACCGGCCGGCGGCGGCGGAGAUAGCGGCCCCGCGCGCGCGCGUCCAGGCGACAUUUUUAGCGCGCUUAUUUUUUCUCCAGCCGGGGACGCGCCGCGACGCGUCGCAAUGCUAUUACACGUCUCUAUCCAGGUCCAGCUGGACAGCAACUUGUUAUUUAUAAAUAUAAAUAGAUGCGCCCGAGACGCGGCCGGCGGCCGGCGCCGCAUUAGCUGGACAAUAAAUGGGCCCAGUUAGAUAAUGCGCGUGGUGUCGCGCGCGGCAAAAGGAAUGCGCGAAGUUCGCACGAGCGAAACUUUCGCGCUAUGAAUAACUGCGCCAGCGGCGAGUGCGACCGCCGGUGUCGGUCGAACGGCAGCGCCGACAACGAGGGGGAGGACGCCGACGAGGAGGGCGGCUGGCGAGGGCCGCCAGCCGAACAGCGCUAUCUGCUACGAUGGCAUCGCCACGCACCGACCAUCACCGAUCACCUGCCUGCCAUCUACGAGAAGGGAUUAUUCGCGGAUGUUACGCUCGCCGUCGACGGGCAGUCCCUGCAGGCGCACCGACUGAUUCUCGCUUCUUGCAGCAGCUACUUUUUACAAAUUUUUCAAGAGGCUGACAGGAAUAAUAUUGAGCAUCCGUAUGUAGUACUAUUAAAUGCGCACCUCGACGACAUCCGUGCCAUUCUCAACUUUAUCUACAAAGGCGAAUGUUGUGUAUAUAAACAUAGAAUACCUGAGUUUCUCGCCACGGCAAAAAGUCUGCGUGUUUCCGGUUUAUCCGAUAUGCAAUUGGAUGACUAUCACAUUUUACAAGACAAACCAGAGAAUAAAUCGCCCUCUGUCGGCUUAGAAGUGAACCGUAGAAUCCCGCAGACGUUGAUUUUACCACCGCCAUCAACACCUGCACCACCCCCGAUCGAAAAUCAAACCCCAGCGGCUCCGCCGCCACCGCCUACAGGCAAAUGGCACAAUAGCCGCGACGUACCCGAGACUUGCAAGUGUUUCGUGUGCGGAAAAUACCUCAGUAACCAGUACAAUCUGCGCGUGCAUAUGGAAACGCACGUGGAAACAUAUCACGCCUGCGGGUCCUGCCCGCACGUAUCCCGUUCGCGCGACGCUCUUCGCAAACACAUGUCCUACCGGCAUCCCGACCAGUACAACGCACGUAAACAUAAGCGAAACAAUAAUAACAACAACGCCAACAAUAAUUUAUGAUGUCGCAUAUUAUCUAGUCCUAAUGGAUGAUAUGACAUGUUAUGAUAUUGUGGAGUUACCUUUUUAUUUUAUUUUCAAGACUGCAGCAUCAGAGCUUCGCCGCCGCUUUCUUGGCGGCGACCUUCUCGAGGAACGUGUGCGCUUCGGCAUACGCAGGAUUGAAUUCCUCGCGCACGCGCUUCAGCCAUGCGGAGAGCACUGGUCUGUCGGUGGUUGGAUCGUACCCAACCAAUCCUGAAAUCGAGAUGAUAUUGUUAUACGACUUUUGUCGCGAGUCGAAUGUAUUGCGAUAUGUUAUUAAUAUGAAAUUAUCGAUUGUUAAAAGUUUGUUUAAAGUUUAAA